CUUCGUCGAUCUUUCUGUUUAUAAAAUGUCCGAUCAGCAAGAGAGCAACGAAGGCUCCCAGGAAAAUUCAUCCUCAUUUAGUGAAGAAAUUUCAAAUCCGAUUUUUCACUAUGCGAAUACCGAAUUCAUGCAGUUUUCUCCUAUUGACAUCAACAUCAGCGACGCUACACCUAUCAACUUUCCGGAGCUGGAAUGGAUCAAUUAUGAAAAAGUGCCAAGGAAAGUAAAAGUUACCAACACUGGUCAAACGGUGAUACUUAGUGCCAAAUAUGAAGACGAGGAGCAUCCAUUUCUGCGGGGAGCAUUUCUGGAAGAACGAUAUAUCUUUGCCCAGUUGCACUUUCACUGGGGCAAUACUGGAGCGGAAGGAAGUGAACACACGAUUGACGAGUCGCCGCUACCGUUCGAAAUUCAUGUUGUCCAUUUCAAAGGCGAUUACGAAAGCUUUGAUGAAGCUCUGCAAGUCGUCGGAGGCGUACUCUCGUUGGUGUUCUUUUACAAUCUGAAAUCCAACCCGAACCCAUUCAUAAAACCGUUCAUAGACAAUCUUUCGGAAAUCACCUUUCCGGAUACAACCUUCAAGCUGACUCCGUUUCCGCUGCUCAACAUGUUCCAUACCUUCACCAGUGAUUAUCUGGUCUAUUGGGGUUCUACCAGGUCGGGAAACAACCAGAGCUAUCCGAUCCUUUGGUUGAUUUCCAGGACCCAGGAGUGUAUCGAUUUUAACCAAUUAACCAAGUUUAGGCAGCUGCUGGAUCAACGGAUGCGGGUGAUCUAUCGGGAACCGCACGAGGUUUUCAAACUUGGUAAUCGCCAUUUGUGGCACGUCAAUCCCAAGUAUCCGUGUGCCAUUUCUACGCUCUCGGUUCUUCCCCAUUCCAAGUAUCGGACUGAUCGUUGGCUGAUUGAUCGAGUGAAGAUCGAUCUAGGAUCACCCGGUGGCUGCAAACAGUUUAUCGAGGCACUGCGGGAAGAAAUGAAUCGUGGUAGAAAAUCUGCAGAAGAAAAAUCGUCGGAGGUCAUAUCGAAUAGUACGUUAUGACCUUAAGUGUGAAUUAAAAAAACAACAACCAUGUGAUAAAAUAAAUUUUCAAUUUGGAAUGAA
This is a messenger RNA of Uranotaenia lowii, 1105 nucleotides long. RefSeq names its product carbonic anhydrase 1-like. Gene Ontology annotation, molecular function: carbonate dehydratase activity; zinc ion binding. Gene Ontology annotation, cellular component: cytoplasm. The record is from RefSeq and is a predicted model, not a curated record. NCBI's taxonomy places the organism in Eukaryota, Metazoa, Arthropoda, Insecta, Diptera, Culicidae. The transcript has a single exon. Bases 26 to 1042 code for a protein of 338 amino acids.